AUGACCGAAACAAAACCCCUUCUGUGUCGUCUGUGUUUGAAAUCGUGUGAAGGACAUUUGGAAUAUCUGUGUGAUGGCUAUGGUCAGCAUAAUGAAAAAUACUCAAUCACCAUUGAAUAUUUUGAUUCCAUGCUCUUUCAAGUGGAUGAUCAUCUAAAGGUAUUGUGUAUGGAUUGUUGGCAUCACAUAGAGGAAUUUCAUACAUUCCAAAAGGCAGUGUUGGAAUCCAGAUCUAAAUUGGAAGAACUGCAACAUGGCUACACAGCUGGUAUACCAGUUAAGGUAGAGGCGGAAGAAUCAUAUCAUAAUGGCGAUGACCAAUGGACCAAUGUUGGAGGUGAUGUAAAGGGUAUGGAAGAUGAGGAGGAGGGUUGUGGUGCAAUUGUCAAGGAAGAAGUUGAUUAUCACUAUCCAGACACUUUGAAAGAUAAUGAUGUUUUCAAUUACUCCAGCUAUACAAUAAAAGAUCUCAAUCCAUGUAAUAGUGAGUUAAAGGAUACAACCAAAACCGCUUGGGAAAAUAAAAGCUUUAAUCAAUUAUUCCACACUACUGAAAGGGAUAAGCAAACUGCUGGGAAGCUUGGGGGGACAACGGAAGCUUCCUCAUCAGCAUUUUCAAAAAUUACUCCAACUAAAAAACCCCGAUUGCAAGGAAAUGAUAAAAAUCCCGUAUCCAAAAUUAAAAAGGAAAAGAAGAAUUUGGAACACACACUCUCACCUGAAUCUUUGGAUUUAAGUGCCUUUGUAAAGGUACCACAAAAACGUCCACUGAAAAGUAAACGUGAAGAAGAACUGGACAAUAUCAUCGCCCAAUGGAAAUCACAAUUGGCUUGUAUGAAUUGUCCUGAAUCCUUUGCCACAUAUACCUUGCUCCAUGAACAUUUCAAAGAAUGCCAUAGUAAUGAGGAAUUUUUCAUACAAUGUUGUGAUUUGAAAAUUAAAAAACGUGGCCACCUUGUGGAACACAUACGCAUGCACAUCGACUAUAAGGCAUUUAAGUGUAGCAUUUGUGCGAGGCGUUUUAAUCGCAAACGUAAUCUACAGGCCCAUCUGCAACGUAUGCAUAAUAUCAAUGAUUUGGAAAAUCUUUCGUUUAGUGAUGUUGGGCCAGCAAUGGACACCUUCGGCUAUUGCGAAACAAUUGAGGAUAAUGAUCAAUUUAUUGCACAAUAUUUACCCAAUAUAGAAUGUGUUGUAUGUAAGGAUACAUUUGCCACAUUUACUCUAUUGGUGGAACAUUUUCGCCAACAACAUUCCAAUGAGGAGUGUCACAUUCUCUGCUGUGGUUUUAAACUCAAUCAACAAUCCACGGUGGUGCAGCAUUUAAAGGCCCACACACAUCCAAGGAAAUAUAAAUGUGAAUUGUGCAAUGCCUGCUUUACCAUGCAACAUACCUUGGAUUAUCACAUGCGCAUGGAACAUCAAAAUACCCAAAAUGGAGGUGGUAUAAUCUACAGCGAUGCUAUUGCCAUAGAAGACAACUCUCUGGCGGAAAUCAACAUGGAUAAAUUUACAAUACAAGAAAGUGAUGAUUUCAUUGCACAAUGGCUACCCAGCCUGGAAUGUGAAUUGUGUAGGGAACCCUUUACAACAUUCACCUUACUGCAUAAUCACUUCCGCGAUGCGCAUCCCAGUGAAAAGUUGUCCAUACGCUGUUGUGACAAAGCCUUCUUUACUCGUUCCAAAAUCCAACGGCACCUUUGUGUACAUUUACAAAAUAAGGCCUUCAAAUGUCAGCUGUGCGGCAAACGUUAUUCCAAAAAAGCCACCAUACAAACACAUAUGCUGAAACAGCAUUAUGGUAACAUUCCAAAGGCAAACACCAACCACAAUGCAACAACCACAUCCCAAGAGAACAAUACGCCAAAUAAAAGGAAAUCCAUUAAAGAACUUGAUGAAAUAAUUGCUCGCUGGAGACCAACAUUGGAAUGUUUAGAAUGUCGGGAGGAGUGUUCCAGUUUCAGCCUGUUACAAACACAUUUUCGCCAACAACAUCCCGCCCAGGUAUGCUAUAUUUUAUGUUGUGAUUGUAAAUUUGUCGGGCGCCAUGAUAUCGAGGAGCACAUACGUUAUCACAAUGAUCCCGAUGUUUUUAAGUGCCCCCACUGUGAUCGUCGCUUUGCAAGGAAACGAGAUUCAAUGCGGCAUAUGAAAACAUGUGCGGGUAGUGGGUCACUGCAGCCGAAACAGGAAAACCCGUAA
Musca vetustissima is the source of this 2202-nucleotide messenger RNA. RefSeq names its product zinc finger protein 845-like. Gene Ontology annotation, biological process: regulation of transcription by RNA polymerase II. Gene Ontology annotation, cellular component: nucleus. NCBI's taxonomy places the organism in Eukaryota, Metazoa, Arthropoda, Insecta, Diptera, Muscidae. Gene Ontology annotation, molecular function: RNA polymerase II cis-regulatory region sequence-specific DNA binding; DNA-binding transcription activator activity, RNA polymerase II-specific; zinc ion binding. The transcript has 2 exons. Bases 1 to 2202 code for a protein of 733 amino acids. The record is from RefSeq and is a predicted model, not a curated record.